Molecule: messenger RNA, 837 nt
Organism: Vanderwaltozyma polyspora DSM 70294
Lineage: Eukaryota; Fungi; Ascomycota; Saccharomycetes; Saccharomycetales; Saccharomycetaceae
Product: C2H2-type zinc finger protein
Exons: 1
Coding region: 1-837 (278 amino acids)
Biological process (GO): regulation of transcription by RNA polymerase II
Cellular component (GO): chromatin
Molecular function (GO): RNA polymerase II cis-regulatory region sequence-specific DNA binding; DNA-binding transcription factor activity, RNA polymerase II-specific
Source: RefSeq, a predicted model, not a curated record
AUGACAAAACCAAAGCUAGCAAGAGGUAAUAAGAAAAAAUUCAAAUGUUCAGGUUUCGGUGACUGCGCAAUGGCCUUCACAAGACAGGAACAUUUGGCAAGACAUCAGAGAAGACAUACUGGAGAAAAACCUUUCCAAUGUGAGAUUUGUUUGAAGUUUUUUUCAAGACAUGAUAAUAUGCGCCAACAUAGAGAUUCUGUACAUUCUUCUCAGAAUCAAUUGACAAAAAUAAAAAAUACCGUAAUUAUGCAGAAUAAUUUACAUUGUUUCAAGAUUACAAAACAUAAUAAUACAAACGCAACGACAACGAAUACGAACACGAAUACGAAUACGACAACGACAACGACAACGACUGUAAAUAACCCAACAGUUACAACGAUCAAUCAACCAAAUGCGAUGAACAACGGCAGCAAUGGCAACAACAAUAACGUUGCAUCUCACCCUGCACCUUCAUUGAUGGAAAGAAAAGAUUUCGUCAAUUCGUAUUACUACGACCAACAUCAACCGAUUAAAUUGCCUCCAUUGCUGCUCAAUCCUUCUCCAAGGUACAACCCAUAUCCAUAUGAAGCAACGCGAUUAUCAUUACCGCCACCUUCAUCUUCCUCAUCCUCGACCUCAUCGUCUUCGUCAUCAUCAUCAUCAAUUUCAACACAGGGCUAUUUGACACCAUUGAACGUACCUCCUGUAGUAACGCUGCCCGUCGAUGCAAAUGUCGUUGUUAAACAGGAUAUUCAACAAACUCAACAGCCUAACGUUGCACCAGUAGCUACUCAUCCUGAAACAGCAGCCAACAACACGUCGGGCUCAAGACUAAGAGUAAGUUACAUGUUAACUUAA